AUGGCACAACAAGCGAGGUCAAUUGCAGCAGCAGAGCCGUUUGUACUCAAACUGCCACACCCAUAUCUUACUGCGUUCGCGAUCAACAACGUUGCUACUAAGGGCCAGCCCAUAUGCAACAAGAUAUCCCUUUCCUCAGCGAACACGACUGGGAAAGAGACCGCUCCACCUAUGCCCCUGCACAACGAUACAGUAUCCUUUACCGAUUUUGGAGUCUUGAGUAAGGAAGAAGCACCCCCAACUGGCGACAACAGUUCGUGGGCGCGCACGCGACGAUCACCUUAUUUGACUAUUACCUGGACUGGAGACCGACCAUCAGUCCCGCAGCUGUGGCUCAUUGCCUAUGCAUUGGUUUCCCUGCAUCCUCUGGUUGAAAAUUUCCGGGUACUCUUCUCUGGUCGAGAUUCUGAAGCCUUGGCUGAGGAACUGUUUGCAACCGGCUUAUUCCAUCCCCACCCCCGGGCCUCGAGUACAUUAGCACCACACGAUGGAUACUUGCUGCUAAGGGGUACCUUCUGGCAAGGGGCCGGCUCACCCUUUGGAGCUCGCCCAGUUUGGGCACCGCACCUUGAUGCUACUGGCAAGCCGAUUACCAGACAAUACCCUCCAUUUCCUUACCAGAACGCACCUUGUACUCAAUUUCCAGCUGUACCACGGCAUACUAUGCACCCCGUCCGCGAACCAAAACCUGAGCCUGGAUCAAUCAUCUACAGCCGAUGGAUACCCCAUUUGAAGGAGCACUUCACCAUGGUUGCUCUCGAUUACACCAACAGCGAGCAUCUUAGUCUGUUCCACAAUUGGCAAAACGACCCGCGUGUGGCUGCAGGAUGGAACGAGACUGGAACACUGGAUCAGCACCGCGAGUAUCUCCGAAAGCUGCAUGAGGACCCCCACGUGUUGACCAUGUUUGCUGCUUUUGACGACAUUUUCUUUGCCUACUUCGAGGUCUAUUGGGCCAUGGUGAGUGUCACUUGA
Molecule: messenger RNA, 975 nt
Organism: Plenodomus lingam JN3
Lineage: Eukaryota; Fungi; Ascomycota; Dothideomycetes; Pleosporales; Leptosphaeriaceae
Biological process (GO): siderophore biosynthetic process
Source: RefSeq, a predicted model, not a curated record